CGCAAGCGGGGCUUCUUUUACGAUAGAGUUGCGCUCGGCGGCUGGCGGGGCCUAGCGUGACCGAAGGCGCUCUUGGGUGGCUGUCCUCCCUUUCUUUUUACCGCCAUGGAGAUGCCGCCGCCGCCACUGCUGCCCCCGCCCGAAGAUCAAGAACUACGCAAUGUCAUCGACAAACUGGCCCAGUUUGUGGCACGAAAUGGCCCUGAGUUUGAAAAGAUGACAAUGGAGAAGCAAAAGGAAAAUCCUAAAUUCUCAUUUCUGUUUGGAGGAGAUUUCUAUGGUUAUUACAAAUACAAGCUGGCUCUGGAACAGCAACAGUUAUUGUGCAAACAAGGUCAAGAUCUUGAGGCUGCCCCAUCAAUUCAGCCAAUUCCCCAGCCACCUUUGGCUCCUGCCGCCCCUAUCGCCACUCCUCAGGGGACUCCUUCUAUGGAGGAAUUGAUCCAGCAAAGCCAAUGGAAUCUGCAGCAGCAGGAGCAGCACCUCCUUGCCCUGCGACAGGAGCAAAUCACCUCUGCAAUAGCUGUGGGUAUUGAGCAACAAAUGCAGAAAGUCUUGGAGGAAACCCAACUGGAUAUGAAUGAGUUUGAUAACUUGCUACAACCAAUCAUUGACACAUGCACCAAAGAUGCUAUCUCCGCUGGAAAGAACUGGAUGUUCAGUAAUGCCAAGUCUCCACAGCAUUGUGAACUAAUGGCUGAGCAUCUGCGCAAUCAGAUUACUGCCGAGGGGGCACAUUUUGAGCUGCGACUACAUUUAAUCUAUCUGAUUAACGACGUCCUCCACCAUUGCCAGCGGAAGCAACAGCGUGAUCUCCUGGCAGCCCUGCAAAAAGUGGUGGUGCCCAUUUACUGCACUAGCUUCCUGGCUGUGGAGGAGGACAAACAACAGAAGAUUGCCAGGCUCCUUCAGCUGUGGGAGAAAAAUGGCUACUUUGAUGAAUCGAUUAUCCAGCAGCUCCAGAGUCCAGCCCUUGGACUCGGGCAGUAUCAGGCUACCCUGAUCACAGAAUAUGCCAAUGUUGUGCAGCCAAUUCAGGUUGCAUUUCAGCAGCAGAUUCAGAAUUUGAAAACUCAGCAUGAGGAGUUUGUCAGCAGCCUCACACAACAGCAGCAGCAGCAGCAGCAGCCGCCACAGAUGCAAAUCCCCCCACUGGACAGUGAGGUGAAACCAGCUCCUCCAGCCUUAGCUCCUCCUCCAGCCACUUCCAUUGCGCAAACAGACGAAGGGAAGGCUCCACUGCCCCUUGCAGGCUCCACAGAAUACGAAGCCACUGGAGCUGGGCCCCCUGAUUCUGCUGCAGCUGGACCUCGUGGACCUGGGCCUCAUGAUCACAUUCCUUCCAAUAAGCCGCCCUGGUUUGAUCAGCCUCAUCCUGUUACACCUUGGGGCCAACAGCAGCCCCCCGAUCAGCCUCCAUUCCCACACCACCAGGGUCCUCCACACUGUCCUCCAUGGAACAGUAACCAUGAGGGGAUGUGGAACGAACAGAGGGAGCCUGGCUGGAACAAUCAGCGUGAAGCCCCCUGGAACAACCAACCAGACCCAUCCUGGAAUAAUCAGUUUGAAGCCCCUUGGAACAACCAGCAUGAGCAGCCGCCAUGGGCCGGGGGCCAGAGAGAACCCCCUUUCCGUAUGCAGCGCCCACCUCACUUCAGAGGGCCUUUCCCCCCUCACCAACAGCACCCUCAGUUCAAUCAGCCUCCUCAUCCACAUAACUUCAACCGCUUUCCACCUCGCUUCAUGCAGGAUGACUUCCCCCCAAGGCAUCCCUUCGAACGGCCUCCAUAUCCUCAUCGCUUUGACUAUCCUCAAGGGGAUUUCCCUCAGGAAAUUGGACCACCUCACCACCACCCUGGGCACCGCAUGCCACAUCCUGGAAUAAGUGAGCACCCUCCCUGGGGUGGGCCACAGCAUCCUGACUUUGGACCUCCUCCCCAUGGCUUCAAUGGACAGCCACCUCACAUGCGCAGGCAGGGGCCACCUCACGUUAACCACGAUGACCCCAGUCUGGUGCCAAACGUCCCUUACUUUGAUCUUCCUGCUGGACUCAUGGCUCCCCUUGUCAAACUGGAAGAUCACGAGUAUAAGCCUUUGGAUCCCAAGGACAUCCGCCUGCCCCCGCCGAUGCCUCCCAGUGAGAGAUUACUGGCUGCAGUUGAAGCCUUUUAUAGUCCCCCGUCCCACGAUAGGCCAAGGAACAGUGAGGGCUGGGAGCAGAAUGGACUGUAUGAGUUCUUUAGAGCAAAGAUGCGAGCGCGGCGCCGCAAAGGGCAAGAGAAAAGAAACAGUGGCCCCUCACAAUCCCGCAGCAGGUCUAAAAGCAGAGGACGCUCUUCUUCCCGCUCCAAUUCAAGGUCUUCAAAAUCCUCCGGCUCAUAUUCAAGGUCUCGAUCUCGAUCCUGCUCCAGAUCAAGGUCCUACUCCCGGUCUCAGUCCAGGAGUAGGAGCAGGUCCCGCUCUUCCCGAAGUCGCUCCCGCUCCAGGUCCCGAUCAAAAUCCUACUCCCCUAGUAGGCGACGCCGGUCUCGAUCUCGCAGUCAGACACCUCCCUCUGCAGCUGGAUUGGGCUCCAGCUCAGGACCUCCCAUACCAGAAUCCAGACUUGGAGAGGAGAAUAAAGGACAUCAGAUGCUGGUGAAAAUGGGAUGGAGUGGAUCUGGGGGCUUGGGUGCCAAGGAGCAAGGGAUCCAGGACCCUAUUAAAGGAGGGGAUAUCAGAGACAAAUGGGAUCAGUAUAAGGGUGUGGGUGUAUCCCUAGACGAUCCCUAUGAGAAUUAUCGCAGGAACAAAAGCUAUUCCUUUAUUGCUCGUAUGAAGGCCAGAGAUGAAACUUUGGUGCACUUGGGUGCCACAGAAGGACAGCAGGGAGAAGAUAAAUGAGAUUGGAUGGAAUGAACUGAGGCACCCAAACGGCCAUCCGACUUUUCAGAAGACGAUUCUCCUGCUUCCUUAGAUGUGGGAGAAAAUGAUGAGGGCUCAAAAUCUUCAGAAUACUCGGUAUUGUUUAGGCUUUCCUCCUUGCAGGGGGAAUAUCCAGCAGAACUGCUGCUUAGCUGCUCAGAUAUAUCAGUUUCUUCCAGGUUUUCCUCUUCCUCCAAGGACACAGCUGAGGUUUUAAAGAGGUUUUGAGGAUUAGCAGAAGACAGAACUGUUCCUCCUAAGUUCUUGUUUAACUUCUCAACUGCUUCUAUUACCUGAGAAAAAUGUUUUUCUAUCAGCAUGAAUCAAGACUGUAGCACAAAAUGAAAGCUAAGCAGCAAAAAAGAACACACGCCCUUUCUCUUGGAACAAAUGAACAGAUGUUACAGAUUCUUCCAUCUUUACACGCUAGUCAGAAUAAUAAGACUGCUUUUUUCUGAUGGCAUUAGCAGAAAACAAUUACGACCCAACAGUUCAGAAUCUUUGCUCCCUUAAUAAAGGAUGUCUAGGAUGACACAGACCAACACCGAUGCAGAGAUUAGUACCUAUUGAAAAAACAAGAGUUGUUUUACCUCUUCUUUUAAUUCUGUUUUCUGGCAGGGUUCCAGUUCAUCCAGGCUCAAAAUAUUCACUCUGAAAUCUACAGCAACAAGAAAUACCACUUAGGGGAAUCUAGUGAUAGAAUUCAUAUCCUCUUAUGAGAAGGCCAAGUUAUUUAUUUGCUGAUAUCUGGUCAAUUUUGUCAUGAUUUCCACAAAAAGCAUUUCAACAUUUGCUUUUUUCUGCUGAAAAAUAUAUAGCCAGGCUUUAUUAGCUCAACAACAGGAGGAAAGACCAAGGGCAAAUUAUGCAUAGGAUUUAACUGCAAUGCUAAUUUACCAUAAUGUUCUGAGAUCUGAAUAUAGUUCUGGAAAUGUUACUUGUGCCAGAAAAUAUAUUGCAUAAAAUUCAUGUUAUUUUCAUAAUUCUGUAGUACAGCUAGUUCUCAGGUUAUGAUGGGACUGGGAUUGCUGUCGAUAAGUGAUCGGGUUGUAAAGCACGAUGUUAUAUGAUCACAUCAUUUAGUGACAAUCCAAGCAGUCCCAGUGCCACUGUAACCCCAAGGGAAGUAGCAGGAAUCCAAGUAAGGAAUAUGGGGGUGCUGCAAGGGACGGGGUAACUCAGGCAUAGGCUAUGCACAAAUUAAGGGAGAACAGGGAAGGAGUGCUAUAGUGCCAUGUAAGCACAGGAAAGCCAUGGGAUGGAAAGUGUAGCACUGCAAAUGCAAGAAAGCUUUUCCAUGGAGGGUAUGGUAUGGUGCGUGCAUAGAAAAUUCAGGGGGACUUAACCCAUGGACUUUGCUUUGUGGAUUGUCUUUGUAAUCGCAUAGCAGGCACACAAAUGCCUAGAUUGUGAUUAUGCAACCACAGAGGUGCUGUGGUCAUAUGUCCAUUUUUUCAGCACUGACGUAACUGAACAACUGUUAAACAAAUGGAUGUAAACGAAGGACUACCAGUACCUGUUUCUCCAAGGACAACCUUUGUAGAACAAUAUCAAACCAUUUCCCAUUCCUUUUAAAAACUAUUGCUUCUCUUAUUUUGAGAUGCCCCUUUUCAAAAGAAAUAAUCCUAAAGGUCAAUGGUGUUAUUUCUCCAGAGACUCUUGGCAACUGAUGGGUUUACUGAUCUAUUUACUUUUUUACAGUAAGCACAGAUGGGAACUUGGUAGUCGUCCAAAGUUUGCUG
Messenger RNA from Thamnophis elegans (Western terrestrial garter snake), 4646 nucleotides. It is a transcript of the gene CHERP, whose product is annotated as calcium homeostasis endoplasmic reticulum protein. Gene Ontology annotation, biological process: intracellular calcium ion homeostasis; RNA processing. The record is from RefSeq and is a predicted model, not a curated record. Gene Ontology annotation, molecular function: RNA binding. The coding region runs from base 106 to 2883 and encodes 925 amino acids. NCBI's taxonomy places the organism in Eukaryota, Metazoa, Chordata, Lepidosauria, Squamata, Natricidae. The transcript has 18 exons. Gene Ontology annotation, cellular component: perinuclear region of cytoplasm.